AUGCAUCGCACCGUGUUGCUCGUGCUUGCUGCCGCACAGGUCCCACAGGUGGCCAGCCAGCACUGCCAGUGCGACUCUCUCGACUUCAAUGAUCCCAACUUCAGGCGCUGCGAUUUCUGGGGUGAUGUCCAUAUGAGGGACAGCUGGCGCACUCCUAAUGUCUUCGACUUUCAGGGCACGGGCGUCUACAGCUAUGCACAGACCACCAAGUGUGGCGGGGACUUCGAGAUGCAAAUCUUCCAGUGCCCCUACAGCAAGAAUGGCAAUGCUGUGGCUCUUGGCAUUGCGGUGAAGAUCAAUGACGGGGAUGUGGUCGUGAUCUCAAACACGACCGUGGAAAGCACGGGUAAUGCAGAUGUGGACAAUGCGGAUGCCAUCGGGAAUCGUAAGAUAGGUGUUGACGUUGUCAGUGACGACAAGUGUGUCCGCCUGAAUGUCAACACCAAGGGCUUGCGGAAGGCACCGGGUUUCUUGCACAACGGUCAGUUGCGCGUGAUCAGCGAGGCCAUCACAGCCGAGGGUAUCUGUGGAGCCCCGACUUUCGGACCCUACUUUGUGGGGCCUGGCUCAGGCACUCCGGACCUGCUCUUUCCAGACGACAAGUUCAACGAGUUGUGUGACCUAUGCAAAGCUGAGACAGGCAUGGUAGUUCCGGGAUGCGAAGAGCCCGGAAAAGGACCGCCCAACAUGGCACCGGCCUGUGACUUCUUGCAGUUGAGACCUGGAGUCAUGGCCAACCUGGUUGAGGAUUGUGUUGGCACGAGUGAUCCGGUGUUGCUGGAAGCAGAGGACGGUGGUGAGAACUGCGUUGCAUACGUCCGACUCAACAAGCGAAGGACUUGCGACGAUUUCUGCACUUCCAGGGGCUCCGAGUGCGUGGGGGCCGUUGACAAUCCAAAUGGAGAGACGUGUGUAGCUACCGUGAACAGUCUAGACGAAGUGGACACCAGAAAGGUGAACUGCCAGACCACGAAGUUCCGAGACCUGCAGUGCAUCUGCAAGAAGCCAGAAAACCCAGCACCGGGCCCCACACCCGAAGAGGCUUGUGCCUCAACACCAGAUCGCUUCAGCCUUCAGGAUGCCCUGAAUUUCUGCCGCUCGAAUGUGGACUUCCUCCAGGGCAUCCAGUACCCUGGUGUGGGGGCAUCUCCCGAUGAGGAGGAGAUCCUCCGUGGGUGCAUCCUGGAUGUUUGCUCCGCAGCCCCUGAGGACAGAGAUGAGAUCCUGGACAACGUCAGGGACCAGGAUCCUGAUGGCCCCGGCCCGGGCGCGACGACCACCAAUCCCCCGCCUGUCGGAGAGGAGUUGUACGCCUUUGAUUUCAGCCCAUAUCCUGGCUCCUCAUCUCCCUACAAUCCGCAAGGCGUGGUUGAGGUUGAGUCCAUCCCCGGUGGCAUCACGCGCCUUUCUUGGAGCUUGACGGGCCUGGACCCUGCCUGCAGUUCUGAUUGCACCGCCAGCCGCUGCUGCGCUGUCAUCAUCACGGAAGGCACGAGCGUGGGCGAGCCUACAGGCAACACCCUCUUCAACGGGGGUGGAUCGGAUCCGUGGUUAGAGGUGAAGUACGACUCCAGCGCCGACCCGGCCAACGAGCUUUCCUUGGAGGUCCCGACGGGCCUUGGCAACAGCGACGUCUUGGGGCGCACGUUGGUGAUCACCGAUGCUGCUGGCAAACGUAUUGCUGUCGCCAUUAUCGAGGUCGUGGCACGUAGUCCAAUGAUGUACUGCUUGGCCUGUAGACGACAGACUCACAACAUGAUGUCAAAUUCUGAUGAAGAUGAGCGCAACAAGCCUCCAGCCAUCUCCAGCCUGGAGGAGCCCAGCACCACGGUCUUCGUGGAGUACCCCGGCUACCCUGGUCAAACUAGGCCUGAAGGGCUUGGCAAUUCUGCUUACAAAAAGACAGAUGGUGAUGAUGGUGCAGACAUGUGUAAUUGCUCUGGGCAGGUGGAGUCGGACGAUCAAACUCAGACGUUGAGCUGGCUUUUCACACAAGGGGUGGACCCUGGUUGCACGGGACCCUGCAGUGCCACGAACUGCUGCACUGUUGCCAUCCACGAGGGCAUGGACUGUUCAAGUGAUGCGUCUAUCGGUGGCCCCUAUUGGAACAAACAGCUUGUCUCGACAAACCCUUGGCAGGAUGCAAAGUAUGUGAUCCAGGGCUCCUUGCCGACAGCAGCGAAUGACGUCUCUGUGACCUCUGGCUUUGGAGCUGCGCAGAUCAACGGUCGGGCUGCGGUGGUUUAUGAUUCCGCUGGAGUUCGUGUAGGCUGCGCCACCAUCACGGUCGCCAAGAAGCAGAAGAAGGAGCUCAUCAACGGCGCCAUCGACAAGCUGAACAUGGCUGUGGACCAGCUCAUGGAUCACAUCAAGGAUGCCAUUGAGGAUUUGGCUGAGGCUGCGAACAAGAGCCACCACUACGGGGCCUCCACAGUUCCUGAGCCCUACUCAUGUGACAAGGCCAAUAUUUGCGAGGACCUGUGCAAAGGCCAGAAUGUGUUGCCAACAUGCGUAAGAGACUGCAAGAAGAGGAACAACGCCCUGUUGGACAUCGUGGGGAUCUUCUGCGAGAAGGACGCGUGCUCGACGCCAAGCCUUGUACAGACGGGAGAGUCAAGAGAGGAAGUGGGCUUGUUGCAGAGUCGAGCGCCGCGCUUGCUAACAGAGACCUCCGUGGACGAGAUGACUCCUGGGUCACCCUCACAGUGCGGGUCUUUCUACUUGCCAGUUUUGGGCCAGAUGUACAAGUUCGACUGUAAAGAGCGACUGCGAAUUCAAAGCCAGCUGUUCUGCAAACGUGGCCUGCCCCUUGACCCGAAUGGGGCCGACGUCUUUCAGGCGGGCAGUUACGUCUCACUUUCUGGCUAG
Messenger RNA from Symbiodinium pilosum, 2868 nucleotides. Lineage: Eukaryota; Dinophyceae; Suessiales; Symbiodiniaceae. The record is from the annotation of a GenBank genome assembly.